AUGUCUGAGGGGAGGGAGGGAGGGAGGGAGGGAGUGAAGGGAGGGAAGGGAGGGAGGGAGGGAGGGAGGAAGAGGGAGGAGGAAGGGAAGGAUGGAGGAGGGGAGGGAGGGAGGGAAGAAAGGUAGGUAGGAAGGAAGGAAGGAAGGAGGAGGGAAGGAAGGGUAGGAAGGGAAGGAAGGGAAGGAGGGAAGGAAGGAAGGAAGGAAGGAAGGAGGAGAGGAGAAGGAAGGAAGGAAGGAGGAAGGAAGGAAGGAAGGAAGGAGGAUAGGAAGGAACGGAAUGGAAGGAAGUCGAAGCGAGAGAAGGAAGACGGAAGGAAGAAGAAGGAGGGUGAGCAUGUGUUGGUUUUUUUGCUGGACAAAUUAAUUAUAUCAAAGUGUUAGAGAGAAUGUGACUGGGUUUGAGUGAACUAUUUAGCUUUUGGUGUAGCAGCUACUAUAACAAGCAUGCAUUAUUCAAAUUGAUGAUGACGUGCAUGGGUGUGUGCGUGCCUGCGAGCAUGUGUUUUUGCAUGUGUGUGUGAGUACAAACUGUAGCUUAUACAGUGUGUCCCAAUAUACUGUAUAAAACAUGUCUAUACAGACGUAUGACAGUGGUGGUCUGAUAUUGACUACAGUCCAGGGACUAAUCAUUAGGUCACACACUGAUAAUGGAGAUCAUAGCAAGAGUAUAUUAAUCCACAUUUAAAUUCAACAAUCCCAUUAAUAAAAACAAGACACUAACAGAUCACUGACUGAACGGUUGAGUGGACUGAUACUGGAUGGAUGAUGCACUACCCACUGACAAGACUGAGCUAGGUAGCAUCCCAAAUAGCACCCCAUUCCCUAUAUAGUGCACUACUUUUGAGCAAAGCCCUAUGGGCUCUGGUCCAAAGUAGUGCACUAUAUAGGGAACAAGGAUAGAUAGGGACAGGGCAUCUGGACAUCUCACGCCUCAUUGACUUGAUAGAAUACUACUAAUGAUAAAUAAUAAAUAAUACAUAAUAAUAAUAAAUAAUAAUAAUACAUAAUAAUAAUAAUAAUACAAAAUAAAUAAUAAUAAUAAUACAUAAUAAAUACUAAUAACAAUAAACAAUAAAAGCCAGAUGACAACAGCAUACUAAGUGUGGAAAUCACAUUCUAAAAUAUUACUGUACCGCAUGUGGCAGGGACAUGCUUGAGGCUUCCUCGUUGGCUGUGUGGCGGAGCGGUCUCCCUGGGAGAGGAAAGGAGCUGUCUCCCUGGGAGAGGAAAGGAGCUGUCUCCCUGGGAGAGGAAAGGAGCUGUCUCCCUGGGAGAGGAAAGGAGCAGUCUCCAUGUGAGAGGAAAGGAGCUGUCUCCCUGGGAGAGGAAAGGAGCUGUCUCCCUGGGAGAGGAAAGGAGCUGUCUCCCUGGGAGAGGAAAGGAGCUGUCUCCCUGGGAGAGGAAAGGAGCUGUCUCCCUGGGAGAGGAAAGGAGCAGUCUCCAUGGGAGAGGAAAGGAGCAGUCUCCCUGGGAGAGGAAAGGAGCUGUCUCCCUGGGAGAGGAAAGGAGCUGUCUCCCUGGGAGAGGAAAGGGGAGAUGUCCUUAUUAACCUCACACAAACACGCGUGCGCACGUAGGCACUCACGUACACACACACACAUGCAAAUAGUCACGCAUGCACACACACACAUACGCUUCUCCUCCUGCCUGCUAGCAGUACGGCUCGCCACAGUGUGGUGGCAGUUCAGUCACAUUGCUCUGGACUCCAGCAGAAUACACAGGGUAAGCGUGCAGCAAUCAUUUUUUAUUGUGUUUUGUUGCAAGACUGCCUGCCAACCGGUCAGUCAGUUAAUAAUAACCUUGUAUGCGGACACAAAGCAGAGUGUUUUCAUGUCAGCUACUUGGCAGAGGCAAGCUGACUUUUAAUCAAGGCCUUGAGUGGGAUAAUUAAGGAUCUGGGCUCCAUUGAAACGUCAACACAUCAGGAAGGCACAAGGAGAUGAUAUAAGUCUGUCCAAUAUCUGGGUUUCAGAAAUAGUGGGUACUGUAUCUGGCAUAUGGAUACCUGGCAUCCCCCAAAUAGAAAUCAGCAUGUGCAUCAAAUGGACACUUGCUUAAAGACAAAUUUGAAAUGCUCUGUGAAUAGCAAUAAUUUGAAUUGUAUUUCGAACUGCAUUCACUUCUUCAUUCCUCUUGAAUAACUCAUCUAUGUCAUGUUCACACUUCUUUCAGGGUAAUCUUUGUUGUACCGUCCCCAGUGGACUCCUAAAGUGUUAGACUCACACAUCUAUUAUAUUUGGCUCUCUCUGGGGGGCAAUCUUCUCAGGCUGUUGUUGUGUAAUGGUAAUCUUUCUGAAGGUACAGACUAAACUGCUGUACUGUUAUGUAAUGCUAAUCUUUCUGAAGGUACAGACUAAACUGCUGUACUGUUGUGUAAUGGUAAUCUUUCUGAAGGUACAGACUAAACUGCUGCAGUAACUUCUUCAAAGCACUGCGAUGCUGAAGUCCUCACCUCUCUUCUUCUUCCUGCAUGGUAGGUGGCUGCUCCUGCUGUCGCGCUCAGCAAGCCAACGAGACUGCUACAUGUCCCUUCAUCUGAAGGACUGCUUGACAAAUUCGCUAUUAUAUCUACUCUGUAUGGAAUGUUCAUUCUGCAUCAUCUCUGGUCCUUUGAAGACAGAUAUUUCACCAGAUUUUAUUGGCACUAUGUUAUUUUAUUUAUUAACGGUAUCUGUGGCAUAAAAUGUCUCACGAGAUGGACAUCCAUUCUCUAUUAGAACUCACAGUCAGGGGUCGAGAUUUAGUCAAGCAAGCAGGGAUAAGAUGUUUUAAUGCUGGCUGCCGCUCUGCUCUGUGCUGCUGUUGAUGUUAUCUGGUUGCCUGUCUUUCUGUCUGUCUGUGUAAAGCAGAAAAAGCAGGUUACUUUGAACGCUACAGUCCCUCCCUGUCCACUGCAGUGGGGUCAGGAAAAAUACAUUUGCAUUUUAACACAGGUGUGUGGAGUGGUGAUGUCGAGCUGCGCGUGUGUGUGUGUGUGUGUGUGUGUGUGUGUGUGUGUGUGUGUGUGUGUGUGUGUGUGUGUGUGUGUGUGUGUGUGUGUGUGUGUGUGUGUGUGUGUGUGUGUGUGUGUGUGUGUGUGUGUGUGUGUGUGUGUGUGCUCCUCCUGCACCACGCCAGGACAGGGCUCACUGAAGGGCGGACUCUCUCAUGGCAUCUGACAUCCUCUUAAUAGAGAGACAUGGUUGCCACGGCAGCCUGCUGACUGACAAACCUGAUUUACUGUCCCAGUCUGUCUCCCAAAGUGCACACUAUUCCCUUUAUAGUGCACUACUUUUGACCAGGGCCAAUAAGGAGUAGGGUGAUAUUUGGGAUGCAUCCCCAAAUUGGUAUUCAGUUCAUCGGCUGAAUACACACACAGUCAAAUCAAUGUCGUUUUAUUCAGGGUACUAUAAUUCACACAGAUUCACACAGGGUACCGUAAGAUUUUCUCCACAUGAGUAUAGAUAAUACAUUUUUAAAUAAACUGGGCGUCCGUGUUUUUCAGUAUUCCACAGGCUAAAUACACAGACAGUUAAUUUGAGCCAGUUUUCUACAGCAGGAAAAUAAUCCUGCAGCAACAGCACAUGUGAAUUAUUAUGUGAAUUAUAAUUCAUAGACAUUUUUGUAGGGGUAGAUACAUUUUUCGUAAGAGAAAAUCAAGUCUGAAAUUUCAAAUGUGAAAUGACAAACUUCAGAAGCCUUUUAAACCUCAAAUACAUGACAAGCUUUCAAUCUCCUGCAGGAAAGUUCUCCUGCAACAGGGUGAUCAAAUUAUGAUUCUACUUCUGUAACAGAAAGUUGAAGUUCUCCCAUUUGAGUAUAGGUGAUAAAUGUUUAAAACUGAGCUUUGAACUGAAAUAUUGAAAUAUGUUCCAUGUUGAAAUAUACUGAAUAAAAAUCUAAACGCAACAUGUAAAGUGUUGGUCCCAUGUUUCAUGAGCUAAAAUAAAAGAUCCCAGACAUUUUCCAUACUCAUAAAAAGCUUAUUUCUCUCAAAUUUUGAGCGCAAAUUUGUUUACUUCCCUGUUAGUGAGCAUUUCUCCUUUGCCAAGAUAAUCCAUCCACCUGACAGGUGUGGCAUAUCAAGAAGCUGAUUAAACAGCAUGAUCAUUACACAGGUGCACCUUGUGCUGGAGACAAUAAAAGGCCGCUCUAACUCAGAGUUUUGAGGGAGCAUGCAAUUGGCAUGCUGACUGCCGGAAUGUCCACCAGCACAGUUGCCAGAUAAAUUAAUGUUAAUUUCUCUAUCAUAAGCCGCCUCCCCAACCGACCUCACAACCACACACCACGUGUAACCACGCCAGCCCAGGACCUCCACAUCUGGCUUCUUCACCUGCGGGAUCGCCUGAGACCAGCCACCCGGACAGCUGAUGAAACUGUGGGUUUAUUUCUGCAAAACUGUCAGAAACCAUCUCAGGGAAGCUCAUCCUCGUGCUCGUCGUCCUCACCAGGGUCUUGACCUGACUGCAGUUCAGCGUCGUAAAACCGAAUUCAGUGGGCAAAUGCUCACCUUCGAUGGCCACUGGCACGCUGGAGAAGUGUGCAAUUCACGGAUGAAUCCCGGUUUCAACUGUACCGGGCAGAUGGCAGACAGCGUGUAUGGUGUGGCGAGCGGUUUGCUGAUGUCAUUUUGUGAACAGAGUGCCCUAUGGUAGCGGUGGGGUUAUGGUAUGGGCAGGCAUAAGCUACGGACAACGAACACAACUGAAUUUUAUCUAUGGCAAUUUGAAUGCACAGAGAUACCGUGACGAGAUCCUGAGGCCAAUUGUCGUGCCAUUCAUCCAUCGCCAUCACCUCAUGUUUCAGCAUGAUAAUGCACAGCCCCAUGUCGCAAGGAUCUGAAGCUGAAUAUGGCCCAGUUCCUACAUGGCCUGCAUACUCACCAGACACGUCACCCAUUGAGUGUGUUUGGGAUGCUCUGGAUCGACGUGUACGACAGUGUGUUCCAGUUCCCGCCAAUAUCCAGCAACUUCGCACAGCCAUUGAAGAGGAGUGGGACAACAUUCCACAGGCCACAAUCAACAGCCUGAUCAACUCUAUAUUAAGGAGAUGUGUUGCACUGCAUGAGGCAAAUGGUGGUCACACCAGAUACUGACUGGUUUUCUGAUCCACGCCCCUACUUUUUUUUAAGGUAUCUGUGACCAACAGAUGCAUAUCUUUAUUCCCAGUCAUGUGAAAUCCAUAGAUUAGGGUCUAAUUAAUAUAUUUCAAUUGAGUGACUUUCUUAUAUGAACUGUAACUCAGUCAAAUCUUUGAAAUUGCUGCAUGUUGCGUUCAUAUUUUUGUUCAGUAUAGUUUGAAGUAAAAUGGGUUGAAUUUUCUUUUUCAGAUGACCUUUAACAAGAUGGCGGCUCGCUAUAUGCCUCAGUGACUCCAACAGUUCUGUUCCACUAAAAUGGCUCAAGUCGAGCUGCUCUGGACGUUCCCCCUUUCGGGCCUGAGAUUGUAAAUGGAUGAUAGCUGCCAUUUGUGAAGGUUACACACAAUGUUCUCUGAAUAAUGAUACUGCCACCAGCUACAGUACAGCCAGGUAGGUUGGUGCUCCCUCGGAGGCACGAUGUCCAACCGCAAACACCUUGAAUUUAAUAUUCAAACACUGCAGUGCCAAAAGGGUUCAUUAUCAAGAGUUAGCUACGAUGAUAUAUGUCUUGUAAACAACUUUAAUUGUAUUGUCCUAGAUUCACUUAGAAUGUAUUUAAAAGAGUGCACACAAACAAUGGUAAUAUACAAUGAGCAUGGUCUAUUUUCCUAAGGUGACAAAUGCUUGCAAAUAAUGGCUUCAAUUAGGAUACUGUAGCCACAAUUAAACCCACCAGAUUUAUUUUCAUCUGAACGGUCAUCUUUGAAAUGUCCAUUUUGUCCUGAAGAGGCCCAUAUGAAAAAGGUUUAAGCCUCCGUGAAGGACAUUUAAAUGUCUCAUCAUUUACAUUUGGGCAGAAGGCAUUUAUAAAAAUGUUAAAUGACGAUGCUCUCUGAACCAGACUGGCCUGGGACUGCUGAUGGAUCACCUGGAGCUCAGCAGGUGUGUGUGUGUGUGUGUGUGUGUGUGUGUGUGUGUGUGUGUGUGUGUGUGUGUGUGUGUGUGUGUGUGUGUGUGUGUGUGUGUGUGUGUGUGUGUGUGUGUGUGUGGUGUGGUGUGCGUGUGCGUGUGCGUGUGCGUGUGCGUGUGCGUGUGCGUGUGCGUGUGCGUGCGUGCGUGCUCACCCAGGAGUGUUGGAGAGAUUCUGGUCUGGACGUGAAGCUUUGAUCAAUGUGUCUUCCUCCACAGCCAGUCAGGAGAUGUACUACCUGCCAUGUUCAGAGCCCAUUGUUUAAUCCAACAGACGCAUCAUUUGCACAGCGACGUAGGUUAACGAUAGAAAGAUAACCAUUAAAAUAUAAAUUAAUCACUAUUACAUUUAUCUCCUCGUUCAUCCUUUCUGUCUCUCCCAGUAGACAGACACUACACACAGCAGUGUGCACACACACACACACAUUAAAAAGGAGUCUGUCCCUAGCUCUGACCAUUUUUUGAUUUCCACCUUGGUUUCCUGCUCUGUGAGAUUUGUCUGCUUUAUCUUGGCUGAGGGAUUCAGCUGGCUUCUGGGUGCACGUUUAGAUUGAGCUGGUUUACGGGUGCAUGUUUAGAUUGAGCUGGCUUCUGGGUGCAUGUUAGGAUUGAGCUGGCUUCUGGGUGCAUGUUUAGAUUGAGCUGGCUUCUGGUUGCCUGUUUAGAUUGAGCUGGCUUCUGGUUGCCUGUUUAGAUUGAGCUGGCUUCUGGGUGCAUGUUUGGAUUGAGCUGGCUUCUGGUUGCCUGUUUAGAUUGAGCUGGCUUCUGGUUGCCUGUUUAGAUUGAGCUGGCUUCUGGGUGCAUGUUUGGAUUGAGCUGGCUUCUGGGUGCAUGUUUAGAUUGAGCUGGCUUCUGGGUGCAUGUUUGGAUUGAGCUGGCUUCUUGGUGCAUGUUUAGAUUGAGCUGGCUUCUGGGUGCAUGUUUAGAUUGAGCUGGCUUCUGGGUGCAUGUUUAGAUUGAGCUGGCUUCUGGGUGCAUGUUUGGAUUGAGCUGGCUUCUGGGUGCAUGUUUGGAUUGAGCUGGCUUCUGGGUGCAUGUUUGGAUUGAGCUGGCUUCUGGUUGCCUGUUUAGAUUGAGCUGGCUUCUGGGUGCAUGUUUAGAUUGAGCUGGCUUCUGGGUGCAUGUUUGGAUUGAGCUGGCUUCUGGUUGCCUGUUUAGAUUGAGCUGGCUUCUGGUUGCAUGUUUAGAUUGAGCUGGCUUCUGGGUGCAUGUUUGGAUUGAGCUGGCUUCUGGGUGCAUGUUUAGAUUGAGCUGGCUUCUGGUUGCCUGUUUAGAUUGAGCUGGCUUCUGGGUGCAUGUUUGGAUUGAGCUGGCUUCUGGGUGCAUGUUAGGAUUGAGCUGGCUUCUGGGUGCAUGUUUAGAUUGAGCUGGCUUCUGGGUGCAUGUUUAGAUUGAGCUGGCUUCUGGUUGCCUGUUUAGAUUGAGCUGGCUUCUGGUUGCCUGUUUAGAUUGAGCUGGCUUCUGGUUGCCUGUUUAGAUUGAGCUGGCUUCUGGGUGCAUGUUUGGAUUGAGCUGGCUUCUUGGUGCAUGUUUAGAUUGAGCUGGCUUCUGGGUGCAUGUUUAGAUUGAGCUGGCUUCUGGGUGCAUGUUUAGAUUGAGCUGGCUUCUUGGUGAAUGUUUAGAUUGAGCUGGCUUGAGCUGGCUUCUGGGUGCAUGUUUAGAUUGAGAUGGUUUCUGGGUGCAUGUUUAGAUUGAGAUGGUUACUGGUUGCAUGUUUAGAUUGAGAUGGUUUCUGGGUGCAUGUUUAGAUUGAGAUGGCUUCUGGGUGCAUGUUUAGAUUGAGAUGGUUUCUGGGUGCAUGUUUAAAUUGAGAUGGCUUUUGAGUGCAUGUUUAGAUUGAGCUGGCAUCUGGGUGAAUGUUUAGAUUGAGCUGGCUUGAGCUGGCUUCUGGGUGUAUGUUUAGAUUGAGAUGGUUUCUGGGUGCAUGUUUAGAUUGAGCUGGCUUCUGGGUGAAUGUUUAGAUUGAGCUGGCUUGAGCUGGCUUCUGGGUGCAUGUUUAGAUUGAGAUGGUUUCUGGUUGCAUGUUUAGAUUGAGAUGGUUUCUGGGUGCAUGUUUAGAUUGACGUUAACAGUCCACGGCAAAUCCGAUUUAGGUCCUCUCACUCAGAAGGAGAGAAAAGGAGCUGUGAUUCUGUCACCCUCCUCCUCUGCUCCAUCGCCAGCCAGGCCCCAUCUAUCUCCUGUGUUUAAUUGGCCUGCUAAUCAAUUAGGGCCUGUGUGCACACAAACACACAAACACACACACACAGAAGAGCACACAUACACAGACACACACACACGGUGCAUGCACACACAAACACACAAACACACCCACGCACGCACACACUUCCCGUCGGCCAGCCGCAUAAAUGAGGCCAAAGAAAUCAAAGCCACAUUACAAACCAGGGCCUGUUGAAUAGAUCUGACUAAUGUAUGACUAGACACUGGACAGACAGCACGGAGGUAUUGUUUUUGUAAUGAGCUUUGAUUUUCUCGAGCCUCAUCUAUGUCAAACGGGUGUGUGUACAGAGGUUCUAAUUGAUUAGCAGGGCAGACCACGGAUAAGCAGCCUUGUUAGUUCCAUUUGUGCCGAAAAAGUGUCUACUACACUGUAAAUCUUUUCCCUGUAAAUGUACAGCAUUAUACUGGCACCACAGUUGCCAACUUAAUACUGUAAUUUUGCUUUACAGCAGAGAUGCUGUAAUAUGUUUUACAGCACUAUUUGCCUUACUGUAAAGACAUAUUACAGCAUCCUUGCUGUAAAUUUACAGAGACGCUGUAAUGUUUAACAAUAAGGAAAAUAGUACUGUAAAGCAAAAUGUAUUUAUUCAAAUUGGUAAUAGAAGUAACAAAAGUGAACACAUACACUACAUGACCAAAAGUAUGUGGUCACCUGCUCGUCGAACAUCUCAUUCCAAAAUCAUAGGCAUUAAUAUGGAGUGCCCCCCCCCCCCCCCCCCUUUUUGCUGCUAUAACAGCCUCCACUCUUCUGGGAAGGCUUUCCACUAGAUGUUGGGAAGGCUUUCCAUUGCUGCGGGGACUUGCUUCCAUUCAGCCACAAGAGCAUUAGUGAGGUCGGGCACUGAUGUUGGGCGAUUAGGCCUGGCUCGCAGUCGGCGUUCCAAUUCAUACCAAAGGUGUUUGAUGGGGUUGAGGUCAGGGCUCUGUGCAGGUCAGUCAAGUUCUUAUACACCGAUCUCGACAAACCAUUUCUGUAUGGACCUCGCUUUCUGCACGGGGGCAUUGUCAUGCUGAAACAGGAAAGGGCCUUCCACAAACUGUUGCCACAAAGUUGGAAGCACAGAAUUGUCUAGAAUGUCAUUGUAUGCUGUAGUGUUAAGAUUUCCCUUCACUGGAACUAAGGGGCCUAACCCGAACCAUGAAAACAUCCCCAGACCAUUAUUCCUCCUCCACCAAACUUUACAGUUGGCACUAUGCAUUCGGGCAGGUAGCGUUCUCCUGGCAUCCACCAAACCCAGAAUAGUCCGUUGGACUGCCAGAUGGUGAAGCAUGAUUCAUCACUCCAGAGAACGUGUUUCCACUGCUCCAGAGUCCAAUGGCGGCAACCCAUUUCAUAAAGCUCUUGAAGAACAGUUAUUGUGCUGACGUUGCUUCCAGAGGCAGUUUGGAACUCGGUAGUGAGUUUUGCAACCGAGGACAGACGAUCCCGCUCUGUGAGCUUGUGUGGGCUACCACUUUGCGGCUGAGCCGUUGUUGCUCCUAGACAUUUCCACUUCACAAUAACAGCACUUGAAGUUGACCGGGGCAGCUCUAGUAGGGCUGAAAUUUGACAAACUGACUUGUUGCAAAGGCAGCAUCCUAUAACAGUGCCACAUUGAAAGUCACUGAGCUCUUCAGUAAGGCCAUUCUACUGCCAAUGUUUCUCUAUGGAGAUUGCAUGGCUGUGUGCUCAUUUUAUACACCUGUCAGCAACGGGUGUGGCUGAAAUAGCCGAAUCCACUAAUUUGAAGGGGUGUCCACAUACGUUUGUAUAUAUAGUGUAUGUAACCAAAUAAGAUAAUCAUUACAACACUUAUGUAAACUAUAUUGUGUGCAUGUGUGUGGGCUGUGGGGGAGAGAGAGACAACGAGAGAGAGGGAGACGGAGUUAAAAUUGGGAUUGGGUUCAAUCUUAGAUUUUCAGAUUCAGAGCUCCGAGCUCCAACAUGCAGGACUAAGUGAAAUAAAACAAUGAGAAUGGUAAUAAGAAAAAUAGAAAUAGUACUAUAUACAUAGUAACAACUGUAGAAAUAGUACUAUAUACAUAAUAACAACUGUAGAAAUAGUACUAUAUACAUAAUAACAACUGUAUAAAUAGUACUAUAUACAUAGUAACACCUGUAGAAAUAGUACUAUAUACAUAAUAACAACUGUAUAAAUAGUACUAUAUACAUAGUAACAACUGUAGAAAUAGUACUAUAUACAUAAUAACAACUGUAGAAAUAGUACUAUAUACAUAAUAACAACUGUAGAAAUAGUACUAUAUACAUAAUAACAACUGUAGAAAUAGUACUAUAUACAUAGUAACAACUGUAGAAAUAGUACUAUAUACAUAACAACUGUAGAAAUAGUACUAUAUACAUAAUAACAACUGUAGAAAUAGUACUAUAUACAUAAUAACAACUGUAGAAAUAGUACUAUAUACAUAACAACAACUGUAUAAAUAGUACUAUAUACAUAAUAACAACUGUAUAAAUAGUACUAUAUACAUAGUAACAACUGUAGAAAUAGUACUAUAUACAUAAUAACAACUGUAGAAAUAGUACUAUAUACAUAAUAACAACUGUAGAAAUAGUACUAUAUACAUAGUAACAACUGUAGAAAUAGUACUAUAUACAUAACAACAACUGUAGAAAUAGUACUAUAUACAUAAAAACAACUGUAGAAAUAGUACUAUGUACAUAAUAAAAACUAUAGAAAUAGUACUAUAUACAGUGAGGGAAAAAAGUAUUUCAUCCCCUGCUGAUUUUGUACGUUUGCCCACUGACAAAGAAAUGAUCAGUCUAUAAUUUUAAUGGUAGGUUUAUUUGAACUGUGAGAGACAGAAUAACAACAACAAAAAAACAGAAAAACACAUGUCAAAAAUGUUAUAAAUUGAUUUGCAUUUUAAUGAGGGAAAUAAGUAUUUGACCCCCUCUCAAUCAGAAAGAUUUCUGGCUCCCAGGUGUCUUUUAUACAGGUAACGAGCUGAGAUUAGGAGCACACUCUUAAAGGGAGUGCUCCUAAUCUCAGCUUGUUACCUGUAUAAAAGACACCUGUCCACAGAAGCAAUCAAUCAAUCAGAUUCCAAACUCUCCACCAUGGCCAAGACCAAAGAGCUCUCCAAGGAUGUCAGGGACAAGAUUGUAGACCUACACAAGGCUGGAAUGGGCUACAAGACCAUCGCCAAGCAGCUUGGUGAGAAGGUGACAACAGUUGGUGCGAUUAUUUGCAAAUGGAAGAAACACAAAAUAACCGUCAAUCUCCCUCGGCCUGGGGCUCCAUGCAAGAUCUCACCUCGUGGAGUUGCAAUGAUCAUGAGAACGGUGAGGAAUCAGCCCAGAACUACACGGGAGGAUCUUGUCAAUGAUCUCAAGGCAGCUGGGACCAUAGUCACCAAGAAAACAAUUGGUAACACACUACGCCGUGAAGGACUGAAAUCCUGCAGAGCCCGCAAGGUCCCCCUGCUCAAGAAAGCACAUAUACUGGCCCGUCUGAAGUUUGCAAUGAACAUCUGAAUGAUUCAGAGGAGAACUGGGUGAAAGUGUUGUGGUCAGAUGAGACCAAAAUCGAGCUCUUUGGCAUCAACUCAACUCGCCGUGUUUGGAGGAAGAGGAAUGCUGCCUAUGACCCCAAGAACACCAUCCCCACCGUCAAACAUGGAGUUGGAAACAUUAUGCUUUGGGGGUGUUUUUCUGCUAAGGGGACAGGACAACUUAACCGCAUCAAAGGGACGAUGGACGGCGCCAUGUACCGUCAAAUCUUGGGUGAGAACCUCCUUCCCUCAGCCAGGGCAUUGAAAAUGGGUCGUGGAUGGGUAUUCCAGCAUGACAAUGACCCAAACACACGGCCAAGGCAACAAAGAAGUGGCUCAAGAAGAAGCAAAUUAAGGUCCUGGAGUGGCCUAGCCAGUCUCCAGACCUUAAUCCCAUAGAAAAUCUGUGGAGGGAGCUGAAGGUUUGAGUUGCCAAACGUCAGGCUCGAAACCUUAAUGACUUGGAGAAGAUCUGCAAAGACGAGUGGGACAAAAUCCCUCCUGAGAUGUGUGCAAACCUGGUGGCCAACUACAAGAAACGUCUGACCUCUGUGAUUGCCAACAAGGGUUUUGCCAUAAAGUACUAAGUCAUAUUUUGCAGAGUGGUCAAAUACUUAUUUCCCUCAUUAAAAUGCAAAUCAAUUUAUAACAUUUUUGACAUGCGUUUUUCUGGAUUUUUUUGUUGUUAUUCUGUCUCUCACUGUUCAAAUAAACUUACCAUUAAAAUUAUAGACUGAUCAUUUCUUUGUCAGUGGGCAAACAUACAAAAUCAGCAGGGGAUCAAAUACUUUUUUCCCUCACUGUAUACAUAGUAACAACUGUAGCAGUGAUGAAUAAAUAAAUGUCCAUUGGGGUGGACAUUGACCAUAGGGGGAGCAGCAGUCAGAUUAAAUUACCAUUGAGGGGGUGUGGGGACCAAUUGAAAUAAAACAAUAAAAAGCAGGCAGCCGACUAGUGGUGGCUAUUCAGCAGCCUGAUGGUCUGGGGGUAGAAAUUAUUGGCCAGUCUUCCAGUUUUCUGCCAUAAUGCUCCUGUGCUGUCCUGAGUAAUUGAAACAGGGAGAACAGGCCAUGGCUCUGGUGGCUGGGGUCCCUGAUGAUCGUAUUGGCCUUCCUGUGACACCUGGUGUUGUAGGUGUCCUGGAAGGCAAGCAGUGUGCACCCAAUGGUGCGUUCGGCUGCAAGUAUCCCCCUCUGAAGUGCCUUGCGGUCUGCAGUGGUGGAGUUGCUGUACCAGGUUGUGAUGCAGCCCGAUCUAUGAUCAGGGGCAACUCUGUUUGGGGUAAGGGGGUCCAGAGGCGGUGAAACACACAACAGGACAGUUAGGGCCCAGAGCAUCCAGGAGAGAGAAGUCAGCACAGCAUCAGGUGUUCCUUAUGGGGCUCCGUAACAAUCCUCCUCAGUUCUGAUUGGUCAGCUCUUCUCACGCCUAGGACAAGCAUAGAAAAAUAAAGAAUAGAAUGAGAGACAGUACCAGGGCUGUUACUGUGGAGGUAAAAAGACAGGGGGACAAGGGACAUAUUAAGCUGAUGUUGUGUGUGUGUGUGUAUGUGUACUUACCUCACUAGAGGUCUUCAUUCAAACUUAGUGAGCUCUUGGAAGAAUGGGGCAAGGCUUCCUCUGUGCCACCUUGUCAUGCACUUCUUCAGGAUUCAUCAUCUUGGGUUGAUUCGAACCUACAACAUAUAUCCAUUAUAGUUUAUGAAAUCAAUUGAGGCAUUGAACAAAUACAAAUAAGACAGCUAGAUACACCUACUUCAAACCCUAGCUAACUAAUACAACAUUGGUAUAGGCUACACAAUAUCACAGAUUAUUUUACCAGACUCACAACAUGUUCCUUUCUAGCUGUGCCACCAAAUGUUUGCAUACUACUGGUAAAGUGAACAGGUUUAGCUAAUACUGUAUGAUUAUGGAACAAUGUUGUUUAAAUUAAACAAAUGGAUAGUGGGAGAGCAUAGCCGCAGGAAGCAGUUUGGGGGUGGGGGUGCUGGAAAAACGCUUUGCCCGCGCUGCAGACGGCUAUAUUGGUCCGCUAAUAAAGGACUAUUAAAGGCCCAGUGCAUUAUAUUUGUGAAUAUUUUUUUAUUUUUAUGAUUCUGAUUUUUCAGGGGCUGCUGCAGCACCCUCAGCACCCCUACUUCCCGCGGCUAUGUGGGACAGGCUAUAUGGACAAUCCUGGCCUCCAAAAUGAUGACUUCUGUAGCCAGAUGAGAGCCAAGUGACAGCUAAGGAGGACACUUUCCCGGUGUUUUAGCCAUCUAUGCUCUCCCCAUUGAGUAAAAUAUAUCACGGUGACAUCUAGAUGGCUCCCAAUAUUAGUUAUUUCUUGUGUAGGCUGCUAUCCUACUUGAAAUACUGUAUCAUCCUGGGAGGGAAAAAAUGUGCCACGUUGCUAACUUCCACCGCCGACACUGGUUGGCAGGCACCUCAUUACAACAUGAUGCACUGGUCAUUCACAUCGGCUUUAGCAGCUCGCGAGUACGGCCCACAACGUGGUUUAUGUGUAAGAUGCGGCCCAUAAAUCCCCAAAAAUAUGGGUCAUCUUUUGAACUGCUAGAAACAAGCCAUUUUCUCUGUAGUAAUGGUGGAAACAUAACGGUCACGAAUCUGUGCUCAGUGUAUUUCUAUGGCACUCAUGGGCUGCAAUACAACCUAUAAUCACAAUCAUUAUUCUCUGGGUGAUGUUUUUCUAGGUCGCACAGCUAGAUAUCCGAAAUGGCUUUUGUCAAUUUCAGCAUGGAAAGGAAACAUGCAGUAAUUCAACAUUGGCUAGCAAUCAAUAUACUUAUAAACAAGUCAAGGUACCUACCCAGCAGCUGCUGAAGAUAUUCUUCCAUUUCACAGCGGCUUCAAGAAGAUAGUUACUAAAACAGUCUGAGCUUGUGUCUCACCUGACAGCAUGAGGUUGGCGCUUGAAAGGCAUAAGCUAUUACUGUAAAGAAAUAGUAUGUUCAAGUAAUUUUUUACAGGAGGCUUCCGAAUUACAGUUAAUAAGAAUAUUUUUCAGCAUUUUACCCAUAAUGCAGUGCAAUCUACAGCAUGAAUGCUGUAAGACACAUGUAUGGUAUUAUACUGUGCAUCCUACAGUGUUUUACUGUUGAAAUGACAGAAAAGUUUUACAGUGUACUUUGUAUCAUUCACAACCCCAUGUCAUCAUUGUCUUAUCGUUCACUUAGACACUUUUUGGGGGCACAAUUUGAACUCCAUAUGAUAAAACAAGGCUGUUCCUUCAGGAUCACAUGUCAACAAGAAUGAGGGAAUAAUGGUCUUUAAAAAUCUACAAUUUGGUAUGAGAUUAUAGAAGUCAGCAGAAUGUCAAAACACCAUCUACUUUCAGUUAACUUUAUGAAGUCAUGGCUCAGUGACUCUCCUGUCAUAACAUCCUUCCUUCCUGUCUAGUGCAGUGUCUCCUGUCAUAGCAUCCUUUCUUCCUGUCUAGUGCAGUGUCUCCUGUCAUAACAUCCUUCCUUCCUAUCUAGUGCAGUGUCUCCUGUCAUAACAUCCUUCCUUCCUGUCUAGUGCAGUGUCUCCUGUCAUAACAUCCUUCCUUCCUAUCUAGUGCAGUGUCUCCUGUCAUAACAUCCUUCCUUCCUGUCUAGUGCAGUGUCUCCUGUCAUAACAUCCUUUCUUCCUGUCUAGUGCAGUGUCUCCUGUCAUAACAUCCUUCCUUCCUAUCUAGUGCAGUGUCUCCUGUCAUAACAUCCUUCCUUCCUGUCUAGUGCAGUGUCUCCUGUCAUAACAUCCUUCCUUCCUGUCUAGUGCAGUGUCUCCUGUCAUAACAUCCUUCCUUCCUGUCUAGUGCAGUGUCUCCUGUCAUAACAUCCUUCCUUCCUGUCUAGUGCAGUGUCUCCUGUCAUAACAUCCUUCCUUCCUGUCUAGUGCAGUGUCUCCUGUCAUAACAUCCUUCCUUCCUGUCUAGUGCAGUGUCUCCUGUCAUAACAUCCUUUCUUCCUGUCUAGUGCAGUGUCUCCUGUCAUAACAUCCUUCCUUCCUGUCUAGUGCAGUGUCUCCUGUCAUAACAUCCUUCCUUCCUGUCUAGUGCAGUGUCUCCUGUCAUAACAUCCUUUCUUCCUGUCUAGUGCAGUGUCUCCUGUCAUAACAUCCUUCCUUCCUGUCUAGUGCAGUGUCUCCUGUCAUAACAUGCUUCCUUCCUGUCUAGUGCAGUGUCUCCUGUCAUAAUAUCCUUCCUUCCUGUCUAGUGCAGUGUCUCCUGCUGAACAUACUAUAAGUCUACCUAGAAUUGUUUUAUCAAGUUGCUUCAGUUUUUGAUUCAUUACCACAUGCAUGUCCAACCCUACAUUGGAUCCACAGUUCAAUCAAAUCCAGUAUCAUUAAAUAUAGUUAAACACUGUCAUUUAUGCGUUUUACUUAUAACGGUAGGUCAUUUUAGUUGAUGGUUUUGGUCUACAGUUAUAUGUCACAUUACUGUUUGAUCUUACCUACUAGGUUUGAUUUAAUGGUCCCUCAAGGUAUCUGUAAAGUUGUUUUUUAUCUGGAGAUGACUACGUGACAUACAUGGUAUUGUAACAUCUAAUGCAACUACAUGAUAUUUUAGUUAUGGGUAGCUCAGUUGGUAGAGCAUGGCGCUUGCAAUGCCAGGGUUGUGGGUUCGUUUCCCACGGGGGGCCAGUAUGAAAAUGUAUGCACUCACUAACUGUAAGUCGCUCUGGAUAAGAGCGUCUGCUAAAAAUGUAAAUGAAAUAUUUUGGUUUGUAAACAGAGAAAAUGCAGCCAUGAACUAACUAAAAAGUUAGUUCAUGGCUGCAUGUAGGAGAGUGAGUGGAUUAAAGCGUCAUCUUGCCUCAAGUCUUUCCUCUUUUCCUCAAGUAGUCUGCGGUUGAACACUUCACGUCGACUGCCUUUUUCAGUUUGGGUAGUGAUUUCACGCUUUACCCACACCUACCCAGAUGUAGCUUUGAGGAUUCUGCCGUCUGUAAUCGGGCCCUUAAUUAACUGGUGUCCGAUAUCCCCUGACUCUCUCUUCCCUUUUCCGAACCGCACCGCACGCAUACACCUGCUCAGCCUUUUUGUGAGUGCUCGUUUGAUCAUUAAGAUCAGGGAUUUACCAUUUGACUUUCACACUUCAAUCGUAUUAGGACGUUUAAAGGGGGACGGGGGCGUGUAGAGACUGACAAUGCACUGAAGAAUGAGGAGUCAUUUCCACAGUCAUUACCGUGGGUUCACGGUUUAAUUCCUGCACAUCAAACAGAGUGGGAGACCUCAGUGGGGUAGUAGACUUUAUUGAGAAGUGUGUAUCCUAGGCCCCCACUCUCUUCAAGGGAACAGCACAAAAGGCAGGCAAAGCAGGCAGGCAAUGUCCCACUGGCUAUAUACACUACAUGACCAAAAGUAUGUGGACACCUGCUCGUCGAACAUCUCAUUCCAAAAUCAUGGGCAUUAAUAUGGAGUUGGUCCCCCCUUUGCUGUUAUAACAGCCUCCACUCUUCUGGGAAGGCGUUCCACUAGAUGUUUGAACAUUGCUGCAGGGGCUUGCUUCCAUUCAGCCACAAGAGCAUUAGUGAGGUCGGGCACUGAUGUUGGGCGAUUAGGCCUGCAAUUCAUCACCAAAGAUGUUCGAUGGGGUUGAGAUCAUGGCUCUGUGCAGGUCAGUCAAGUUCUUAAACACCGAUCUCAACACCGAUCUCAGUCCAAACACCGAUCUCAGUCUACACAUUUCUGUAUGGACCUCGCUUUGUGCACGGGGGCAUUGUCAUGCUGAAACAGGAAAGGGCCUUCCCCAAACUGUUGCCACAAAGUUGGAAGCACAGAAUAGUCUAGAAUGUCAUUGUAUGCUGUAGCGUUAAGAUUUCCCUUCACUGGAACUAAGGGGCCUAGCCCAAACCAUGAAAAACAGACCCAGAACAUUAUUCCUCCUUCACCAAACUUUACAGUUGGCACUAUGCAUUCGGGCAGGUAGCGUUCUCCUGGCAUCCGCCAAACCCAGAUUCGUCUGUUGGACUGCCAGAUGGUGAAGCGUGAUUCAUCACUCCAGAGAACACGUUUCCACUGCUCAAGAGUCCGAUGGUGGCGACCUUUACACCACUAUAGCCGACGCUCGGCAUUGUGCAUGGUGAUCUUAGGCUUGUGUGCGGCUGCUCAGCCAUGGAAACCCAUUUCAUGAAGCUCCUUGAAUGUUCUUGAAAUUUUCCGGAUUGACUGACCUUCAUGUCUUCAUGUCUUAAAGUAAUGAUGGACUGUCGUUUCUCUUUGCUUAUUUGAGCUGUUCUUGCCAUAAUAUGGACUUGGUCUUUUACCAAAUAGGGCUAUCUUCUGUAUACCAACAAUACCUUGUCACAACACAACUGAUUGGCUCAAACGCAUUAAGGAAAGAAAUUCCACAAAUUAACUUUUAACAAGGCACACCUGUUAAUUGAAAUGCAUUCCAGGUGACUACCUCAUGAAGCUGGUUGAGAGAAUGCCAAGAGUGUGCAAAGCUGUCAUCAAGGCAAAGGGUGGCUAUUUGAAGAAUCUCAAAUAUAAAAUAUAUUUUGAUUUGUUUAACACUUUUUUGGUUACUACAUGAUUCCAUAUGUGUUAUUUCAUAGUUUUGAUGUCUUCACUAUUAUUCUACAAUGUAGAAAAUAGUAAAAAUAAAGAAAAACCCUUGAAUGAGUAGGUGUGUCCAAACUUUUGACUGGUACUGUACAUGUCCAUGUAUAGUGUAUCUAGGCAAAUGCCAGAUAUGGCUAAAAAAAGUAUGUGCUUUACUCAAUGACUCAAUCAAAAGAUUACAAUGUUAUAAGAACUUGAAUGAUUCAGACUGUUUUCCAUAAGGAAUAUAAAGUAAUUAAGGCAAUUAGGCUCCAUCUUUAUCUCUAUCCAGGCCUCUUAUCAAGAGGUAGGCCUAUUUCCUUAUCAUGGACACACAUUUAAUUAGAAACCCAUUCCAAUUAAUGAUGAUUUAAUGAAUUUACAGUUAGUCUGGCUCAAGUAGUAGGACAGAUUUCCCUUUUUGGUAAAGCUAGAAUGGGCUUUGAAAUGGGCUUUAGAAUGGGGACAGCACACUCAGUUGUUUCCAAUCAAACAAAUACACAAAGACAAACUUUUGUUUAUCACAUAACAUUAACAUUAACAUAACAAAACUCAAAAGAUUAUGUUCAACAGGUGUGUUCAAGCCAAUGGAAGUUCUAUGGGAUUCAAGACAAUACACCACCACUUAAUUUAAUGAUUAAUUUGAACUGAUUAGCAAUGGCUCUUAAAAUUUAGUAAUCUCUCUCUCCAUUCAGUCCUGUUGAUUUGACUUUGAGCCACAAGUUCAUCUUGCUCUCUCUUUCCCCGUCCCCAUGCUUUAGCCGAAUGGUUUUAUCAUUUUGCCCUGACAUAGGCAGAGUCAAUAAAAACACACUGCCCUAAAUCACCAAAGUAUGUACGCUUAAAUAACUCCAAGCCAGGCCAGCUAGUCAUCUGACACACAAACACACACACACACAUUCCUCUGGGUCGUAUUCAUUAGGCACGAAACAAGAAAAGUAAAACGGGCUGAAAUGCUUAGGUACUGUCUGUCCAACAAGAAAGUUGUCCAAUAAGAAAGGCUUGUUUUCAUUUUCCAUAAUGAUUAUGAGCCUGCUGAGCACUGGGCCUAUGUUGCUACUCUGCUCGCAGCUCAGGGGAGAGGUGGGGUGAGGCAGGUAACCAAGGUGCAGAAAGAACAUACACAGCACAGAAGCCAGACGUUUACCUAGCUUCACCCUUCACACAGAGGGUUUCACAGUACAGUACAUUAGCACCUGAUGAUUGAUUGAGAUGGUGGACUUAGCUCAUGGUGAAAUAACCUACAUGGUGACUUUCAAAGGUUAACCUAUAGCCUACAAGGUGUGGACUUGUAAGGACUAAUUGCUCAUGUGAGUAAAACUCUUUACUCUGUGAUAUGUAGUGGCUGGCUCUGAGGCAUAGACCUGUGUCCAAUAUGGAACAUAGCCAAAAAUCUUUCACAUUGCUCUGUAGAAGAGAGGUGGUUAAAUAAUCCUACUACUCAGAACAAUGGACACACAGUAAAAUGAUUUAAUUUACAAUUUUCCGGGAAGAAUUCUUGUGAAACCUUAACUGCCUUCUUCUGCUCUGUAUCCUGACCAAUUGAAUCUGUGCUGUUUUCCUCUCCCUCCAUCUCUCUCUAGGGGAUCGCUACAUAUCACAUUACCUGUAUCAUGGCCCUGAGAAAUACCUCUGGAACUAUAGCAGUCCCCAGACUAGUUGUCAAGAUCAUAGGCAGCAAACAGGUCAAGUAUUUCAUCACAGAAGAGCCAGACAAGUGAGAUGAAUCAGGUCGAUCAAAGAUCAAGCUGUGUUCUUAGAAUAGAAAAGAAUGGAAUGGAUGGAAUGGAAUAACUGAAAAUAGAAUAGAACUGAAUGGAAUAGAAUAGAAAAACAUACAAUACUAUACAAUAUAAUUAAUAAAUACUUUACUUUACAUUCUUGUGAGGAACGGAAAUCUCAAUUAAAGUAGCAGUAAAGUCUCAAUGGUAAUUCUGCUUCAAAAUACCACAUCUUACACUUGCUGUGACUUAACUGGAUCACGUUGCAUAUUUAUUUAACUGUGCACUAGGGAGAAAGGAGCAGCUAUUCCUCUGGACGUUGUGGAUAAUGUGAUGAAGGAACCACCAGACAAACAGGACUCUAUAGUGGCCAGAUCACACAGACAAGCUGAGGCUGAGGGGGGUGUGGGGUCAGCUCUUCAGGCUGCGCUCAACAAGGUAAACCCUGAACCAUAAUAUAGUGGUUAUACUUAUGUUAUUAAGUUAUGUUAUUAAGUUUGCAUUUUAUUAUCAUGUAGCUUAGAAAAAUAUAUAAUUGUACAUAUUUUCAAAAAUGGUAUCUGCCCUCUUAUAUGUCCAAUAAAAAUAAAAAUAAAUGUGAAAAUAUGACAUUGUGUGAGUAGUAUAUUUCAAGAUGGAUAGACAAAGGUGACAUGAACCCUAUGGUUAAGGGAUUUCAUUGAUGUAUACAGUACAUUUUGCACAUUGAGCUGUAUCUUUCUAGUGGAAAGCUCAAAACACUAAGUGUUGGGUUCACUUGACAGGCCCCAACCAGACUGUGUGUGACAGCUCCCUCUGGUGACCGUUCCCUGUCCUACAUCCAUCAGAGGAACCCAGCUGUCACAAGAACUGAACUCAGAGCAGGAACAGCAGCAAGGGCAUCUGAGGAGGAGAAGGUUUGUCCUAGCUAUAGCCUAACUGUGAUCACUUGAUUUAACUUUUAUUUUACUCAAACAAAAUGUGGUCUGCACAGUGUGUCCUGCAGUGAUCACCACUUUCAUACAUAAAACAGAUGAUACCCAUGCUUUAUUUUACAUUACAUUUUAGUCAUUUAGCAGACGCUCUUAUCCAGAGCGACUUACAGUUAAGUGAGUGCAUACAUUUUCAUACUGGUCCCCCGUGGGAAUCGAACCCACAACCCUGGCAUUGCAAAGCGCCAUGCUCUACCAACUGAGCUACACGGGAUUGUAUGGCAUUGUGUUAUUUCUACUGACACCUUAAUUAUCACAUCCUACUGGUGUGGAGCUCAAUGAGGGCUUAUUCUGAUUUCUAAGACUCACUUAGAUAAUUAAUUUGAUGAUACAGCAGUAGCAAUACAAGAAUAUAACAUCUAUAGAAGAGACAUAAAUGCUUAUGGGGGAGGUGUUGCUGUAUAUAUGUCAAGGGCUGAGGUGUAAGGUGUGUAGAAGUCAGGCGCAGGACACCGAAGCUAGUCCAACAAAGUUUACUGAAGUUUACCAAUAGGCAAAAAUACAGAGAACGGCCUCAACAAUAAACAGAGGCGAGCAAUUACGCAAACUGUGCGUAAAACAAAUAAACAAGAAAACAGGUACAAAACACGCAGCACAACGGACAGGCGAAAAACAACACACAAUCUAACCUAAGCAAAACAAGGAACUUAUAGGACAAGUAAUCAGCACACAAACGGACACAGGUGUAAAAGACAGACGAAAGCAAUCACACCAAGAAACAUGGAGCGGUGGCAGCUAGUACUCCGGGGACGGCGAACGCCGAAGCCUGCCCGAACCAGGAGGAGGAGCAUUCUCGGCAGAAUCCGUGACAGUACCCCCCCCCUUGACGCGCGGCUCCAGCCGUGCGCCGACCCCGGCCUCGGGGACGGCCAGGAGGACGCGGACCCGGGCGCGUGGGAUGCCCACGGUGGAACUCAGUCAGGAGGGACGGAUCUAGGAUGUCCCUCCUAGGCACCCAGCACCGUUCCUCCGGACCGUACCCCUCCCACUCCACGAGAUACUGGAGACCACUCAUCCGGCGCCUCGAGUCCAAGAUGGUCCGGACCCUGUACGCCGGGGCCCCCUCGAUGUCCAAAGGGGGCGGAGGGGUCUCUCCUAUCUCAUCUUCUUGGAGUGGGCCAGCUACCACCGGCCUGAGAAGAGACACAUGGAACGAGGGGUUAAUAUUCUUGUACUCAAUAGGCAGUUGUAACCUGUAACACACCUCGUUCAACCUUCUCAGGACUUUAAAGGGCCCCACAAACCGCCGACCCAGCUUCCGGCAGGGCAGGCGGAGGGGCAGGUUUCGAGUCGAGAGCCAGACUCGAUCUCCCGGUGCGUACACCGGUCCCUCACUGCGGUGGCGAUCGGCGCUCGCCUUUUGUUGACGGAUGGCACGCUGCAGAUGGACAUGGGCAGCGUCCCACGUCUCCUCCGAGCGCCGAAUCCACUCGUCCACCGCAGGGGCCUCGAUCUGGCUCUCGUGCCAUGGUGCCAGGACCGGCUGAUAACCUAAAACACACUGGAAAGGUGUUAAAUUGGUGGAGGAGUGGCGGAGAGAGUUCUGGGCCAUCUCUGCCCAGGGGAUGAACCUAGACCACUCCUCCGGCCGGUCCCGGCAAUAGGACCUCAGAAACCUACCCACAUCCUGGUUGACACGUUCAACCUGCCCAUUGCUCUCUGGGUGGUACCCCGAGGUAAGGCUUACCGAGACCCCCAAGCGUUCCAUGAACGCCCCCCAAACUCUGGAGGUGAACUGGGGACCUCGGUCAGACACAAUAUCCUCGGGGACCCCAUAGUGCCGGAACACAUGGGUAAAUAGGGCCUCAGCGGUCUGUAGGGCAGUAGGGAGACCCGGCAUUGGGAGGAGACGACAGGCCUUGGAAAACCGAUCCACAACGACCAAAAUGGUGGUAUUCCCCUGGGAGGGGGGUAGGUCGGUCACAAAAUCCACCGAUAGGUGGGACCAUGGUCGUUGUGGAACGGGCAGGGGAUGUAACUUACCCCUGGGCAAAUGUCUAGGCGCCUUACACUGGGCGCACACCGAGCAGGAGGAGACAUAAACCCUCACAUCCCUAGCUAACGUUGGCCACCAAUAUUUCACGCUAAGGCAGUGCACUGUCCGGCCAAUACCUGGAUGUCCAGAGGAGGGUGAUGUAUGAGCCCAAUAAAUCAGACGAUCACGAACCUCGAGCGGGACGUACGUCCGUCCCACAGGACACUCGGGGGGAGUAGGGUCGGUACGCAGUGCCCGCUCGAUUUCCGCAUCGACCUCCCACACCACCGGAGCCACCAAACAAGACUCCGGCAGUAUGGAAGUAGGCUCAAUGGACCUCUCCUCUGUGUCAUACCGCCGGGACAGGGCGUCUGCCUUACCGUUCUGGGACCCUGGGAUGUAUGUGAUCUUAAAAACAAACCGGGUCAGGAACAUGUUCCACCUAGCCUGACGAGGGUUCAAUCUCCUAGCUGCCCUGAUGUACUCCAGGUUACGGUGAUCAGUCAGAAUGAGGAAAGGGUGUUGAGCCCCCUCAAGCCAAUGCCUCCACACCUUUAGGGCCUGGACUACAGCUAACAGCUCCCUGUCCCCAACGUCAUAAUUUCGCUCCGCCGAGCUGAGCUUCUUGGAGUAGAACGCACAGGGGCGGAGCUUAGGUGGCGUGCCGGACCGUUGUGACAGGACUGCCCCUAAGCCGGCCUCGGACGCGUCUACCUCUACUUGGAAAGGUAAAGAGGGAUCCGGAUGCACCAGCACCGGGGCCGAGGUGAACAGGUUCUUCAGCUUGGCAAAUGCCCUGUCCGCCUCAGCUGACCACUGCAACCGCACCGGACCCCCCUUUAGCAAGGACGUAAUGGGAGCUGCAACCUGUCCAAAGCCCCGGAUAAACCUCCGGUAGUAAUUAGCAAAACCCAAGAACUGCUGCACCUCUUUGACAGUGGUUGGAGUUUGCCAAUUACGCACGGCCGACACACGGUCUACCUCUAUCUCCACACCAGACGCGGACAACCGAUAACCCAAAAAGGAGACGGACUCCUGGAAGAACAGGCAUUUCUCUGCCUUGACAUACAAGUCAUGCUCCAACAGUCUUCUCAACACUCGGCGCACCAGGGCUACAUGCUCGGCUCGUGUGGAAGAGUACACUAGGAUGUCGUCGAUGUAUACUACCACACCCUGCCCAUGCAUGUCCCGGAAAAUCUCGUCAACAAAGGAUUGGAAGACUGAAGGAGCAUUCAUUAACCCGUAUGGCAUGACGAGAUACUCGUAAUGACCCGAGGUGGUGCUAAAUGCGGUCUUCCAUUCAUCCCCCUCCCUAAUGCGUACCAGAUUGUACGCGCUCCUGAGAUCCAACUUUGUGAAGAACUGCGCUCCGCGUAAUGAUUCUGUCAUAGUCGCAAUCAGUGGAAGAGGGUAACUGUACUUAACCGUGAUCUGAUUGAGACUACGAUAGUCAAUACACGGGCGCAAACCCCCGUCCUUCUUCUUCACAAAGAAGAAACUCGAGGAAACCGGGGAAGUGGAGGACCGUAUGUAGCCCUGUGCCAAGGACUCGGCUAUGUAAGUUUCCAUAGCCGCUGUCUCCUCUUGAGACAGUGGAUACACACGGCUCCGCGGAAGUGCCGCUCCUGUUUGGAGAUCUAUCGCACAAUCCCCCUGUCUAUGAGGUGGUAGCCGUGUAGCCCUCGUUUUACUGAACACAAGUGCUAAAUCCUCAUACUCAGGGGGAAUGCGCAUUGCGGGCACUUGGUUCGGACUCUCUACCGAGGUCGCCCCUAAGGAAACACCUAGACAUCUCCCUACACACUGGGCAGACCACUCCAUAAGAGCCCUCUGUUGCCAUGCAAUGGUAGGAUCAUGGGUGCUUAACCAGUGAAGCCCCAGCACCACGGGAUACGCAGGAGAGUCAAUCAGAUAAAACUGAAUGGUCUCCUCAUGACCCCCCUGCGUCGUCAUCUUAAGUGGUGCUGUGACUUCUCUGAUCAGCCCCGACCCCAACGGCCGGCUGUCUAGGGCGUGAACAGGAAAGGGGGCUUCUACCGGCCGAAGGGGAAUUCCUAACUUAUAACAAAAUGCACGAUCAACAAAAUUCCCAGCUGCGCCUGAAUCUACUAGCGCCUUAUGCUGGGAAUGAGGUGCCACCUGUGGAAAUCUCACAGGUAUACUCAUGUGACCAACAGAGAGCUCUGGGUAAGUGGGGCGCCUACUCACCUGAAAUGACUCCCCAGUGCGUGACCUGUUGUCCCCUCUCCCAGGAGACCCUCCCCAGCACCUGGCCGCGGUGUGUCCUCCACGGCCACAGUUGGUGCAGGGGAUGGCCCCCCUCGGGUUCUCUCUCCUCCUCUCUCUAGCGCCAGCACCCCCGAGCUCCAUGGGAAUCGGCUCGGAGGUGCUGGAGGGUGGAAUGGACGACCCCCACUCGGGACGUCCGCGGGUAGCCAGCAGGGUGUCGAGACGGAUGGAGAUGUCUACCAACUGGUCGAAGGAUAGGUUGGUGUCCCUGCAGUACAGCUCACGACGAACGUCCUCUCGUAGGCUACACCGGUAAUGGUCGAUGAGGGCCCUCUCAUUCACCCCGCAUCCGCCGCUAGAGUCCGGAACUCCAGGGCGAACUCCUGUGCGCUCCUCUUCCCCUGUCGGAGGUGGAACAGACGCUCCCCCGCCGCCUUCCCCUCAGGUGGGUGAUCGAAGACAGCCCUGAAGCGGCGGGAGAACUCCGCGUAGGUGAUGGUAGCGGCGUCUAUUCCCCUCCAUUCGGCGUUGGCCCACUCCAACGCCUUGCCGGAUAGACAGGAGAUGAGGGCGGAGACGCUCUCGUACCCCGAGGGCGCUGGGUGUAUGGUAGCCAGGUAGAGUUCCACCUGCAGGAGGAACCCCUGACACCCGGCUGCAGAACCGUCAUAUGCCCUCGGGAGCGAGAGCCGUAUGCCACUGGGUUCCGGUGCUGAGAGAGGAGGACUGGCCGUUGGUGAUGGGAUGGUGUGAGAAGGCGUGGGCACCUCUCCAGUCACCAACCGGCGCAGAGUGUUGGACACCUCGUUCAUGGCGGCCCCAAGUUGCCGGAUCAUGGUGUCGUGAUCGCUGAUCCGAUCCUCCAGCGACUUGGGUGCCGCCACUGCUCCUGCUGACUCCAUGCGGGUGUGUUGUUCUGUCAAGGGCUGAGGUGUAAGGUGUGUAGAAGUCAGGCGCAGGACACCGAAGCUAGUCCAACAAAGUUUACUGAAGUUUACCAAUAGGCAAAAAUACAGAGAACGGCUUCAACAAUAAACAGAGGGGAGCAAUUACGCAAACUGUGCGUAAAACAAAUAAACAAGAAAACAGGUACAAAACACGCAGCACAACGGACAGGCGAAAAACAACACACAAUCUAACCUAAGCAAAACAAGGAACUUAUAGGACAAGUAAUCAGCACACAAACGGACACAGGUGUAAAAGACAGACGAAAGCAAUCACACCAAGAAACAUGGAGCGGUGGCAGCUAGUACUCCGGGGACGGCGAACGCCGAAGCCUGCCCGAACCAGGAGGAGGAGCAGUCUCGGCAGAAUCCGUGACAAUAUAUUCAGAGUCAUAUCCAUGUAAUGCUUAGAGAAGAUCUUAUAUCAAGUGAAAUUGAAGUGGUGUGGUUGCAGGUUCACUUGCCACAUCUAAAGCCUUUUCUUUUGGGGUGUUGCUAUAGGCCACCAAGUGCGAACAGUCAGUAUUUAAAUAAUAUGUGUGAAAUGCUUGAUAAUGUAUGUGAUGUAAACAGAGAGGUCUACUUUCUUGGGGACCUGAAUAUUGACUGGUUUUCAUCAAGCUGUCCGCUCAAGAGGAAGCUUCUUACUGUCACCAGUGCCUGUAAUCUGGUUCAGGUUAUUAAUCAACCUACCAGGGUGUUUACAAACACUACAGGAACAAGAUCAUCCACAUGUAUCGAUCACAUUUUUACUAGUACUUUAGAACUUUGUUCUAAAGCUGUAUCUGUACCCAUUGGAUGCAGUGAUCACAAUAUAGUGGCUAUAUCCAGGAAAGCCAAAGUUCCAAAACAGCUGGGCCUAAAAUAGUGUAUAAGAGAUCAUCCAAAAGAUUUUGCUGUGACUCAUAUGUGGAUGAUGUAAAAAAUAUUUGUUGGUCUGAUGUGAUUAAUAAGGAGCAUCCAGAUGCUGCACUUGAUGAAUUUAUGAAAUUGCUUCUUCCAAUUAUUGAUAAACAUGCACCUGUUAGGAAACUGACUGUUAGAACUGUUAAGGCUCCAUGGAUUGAUGAGGAAUUUAAAAACUGUAUGGUUGAAAGAGAUGGGGCAAAAGGAGUGGCUAAUAAGUCUGGCUGCACAUCUGACUGGUUGACUUACUGCAAAUUGAAAAAUUAUGUGACUAAACUCAACAAAAAGAAGAAGAAACGGUAUUAUGAAGCCAAGAUCAAUGAUAUAAAGAAUGAUGGAAAAAAAAACUUUGGAGUACUUUAAAUGAAAUUAUGAGUAGAAAGACAAAUUCAACUCCAUCUUUCAUCGAAUCAGAUGGCUUAUUCAUCAGAAAACCAUUUGAUGUUGCCAAUUAUUUUAAUGAUUACUUCAUUGGCAAAGAGGGCAAACUUAGGCAGGAAAUGCCAACAAUGAACAGUGAGCCAUCGUAUUCAUGCAGAAAAAAACAAAUAAUGAAAGAAAAGCAUUGCAACUUUGAUUUUUGUAAAGUUAGUGUGGGAGAGGUGGAAAAAUUAUUGUUAUCGAUCAAUAAUGAUAAACCUCCUGCCAUUGACAACUUAGAUGGAAGGCUACUGAGGAUGGUAGCUGACUCUAUAGCCACUCCUAUCUGUCAUAUCUUUAAUCUGAGCCUAGAGGAAAGUCUUUGUCAGGCCUGGAGGGAAGCCAAAGUCGUUCUGCUACCCAAGAAUGGUAAAGCGGCCUUUACUGGUUCUAACAGUAGACCUAUAGGCUUGCUGCCAGCUCUUAGCAAACAUUUGGAAAAAAUUGUGUUUGACCAAAUACAAUGCUAUUUCUCUGUAAACAAAUAAACAACAGACUUUCAACAUGCUUAUAGGGAAGGGCACUCAACAUGUACUGCACUGACACAAAUGACUGAUGAUUGGUUGAAAGAAAUUGAUAAUAAUAAGAUUGUGGGAGCUGUACUGUUAGAUUUCAGUGCAGCCUUUGAUAUUAUUGACCAUAACCUGUUGUUGAAAAAACGUAUGUGUUAUGGCUUUUCAACCUCUGCCAUAUCAUGGUUUCUGAGCUAUCUAUCUAAUAGAACUCAAAGAGUUUUAUUUAAUGGAAGCUUCUCUAAUGUCAAACAUGUAAAGUGUGGUGUACCACAGGGCAGCUCUCUAGGCCCUCUACUCUAUUCUAUUUUUACCAAUGACCUGCCACUGGUAUUAAACAAAGCAUGUGUCCAUGUAUGCUGAUGAUUCAACCAUAUAAGCAUCAGCAACCACAGCUAAUGAAGUCACCGAAACCCUUAACAAAGAGUUGCAGUCUGUUUUGGAAUGGGUGGCCACUAAUAAACUGGUCCUGAACAUCUCUAAAACUAAGAGCAUUGUAUUUGGUACAAAUCAUUCCCUAGUUCUAGACCUCAGCUGAAUCUGGUAAUGAAUGGUGUGGCUGUUGAACAAGUUGAGGAGACUAAAUUACUUGGCGUUACCUUAGAUUGUAAACUAUCAUGGUUAAAACAUAUAGAUUAAUGGUUGUAAAGAUGGGGAGAGGUCUGUCCGUAAUAAAGAGAUGCACUGCUUUUUUGACACCACACUCCAAAAAGCAAGUUCUGCAGGCUCUAGUUUUGUCUAAUCUUGAUUAUUGUCCAGUCGUGUGGUCCAGUGCUGCAAGGAAAGACCUAGUUAAGCUGCAGCUGGCCCAAAACAGAGCGGCACGUCUCUGACACACACACACUUACCCCACCAGACAUGCCACCAGAGGUCUUUUCACAGUCCCCAAAUCCAAAACAAAUUCAAGAAACGUACACUACUACAUAGAGCCAUUAUUGCAUGGAACUCCGUUCCAUCUCAUAUUGCUCAAAUAAACAGCAAACCUGGUUUCAAAAAGCAGAUAAAGCAACACCUCACGGCACAACGCCUUAUCCCUAUUUGACCUAGAUAGUUUGUGUGUAUGUAUUGAUAUGUAGGCUACAUGUGCCUUUAAAAAAUGAUGUCAUGUUUCAUGUUUUGUGUGGAUCCCAGGAAGAGUAGCUGCUGCUUUUGCAACAGCUAAUGGGGAUCCUAUAAAAUACCAAAAUACCCACCAUAGAAGUAGAAUCAUUCAAUAUAAAUAUAUUUCUAUGUAGCCCACAUCCUCAUACAGAGAUCUACCAGAGGAAGAACAGGAAGACUGUCUCUCAUUGGCCAUCAGUGAGCAGCUGGCUGACUGGCAGGCUUCUUCACCCCUGAGGACCAUUCAGGAGGAAGUUGUUGCACUUGACCCUGCCCUCAAAGGGACCAUCAGCCAAUCACAGAUCACUCAGGCGUUUCUAAGACACGAGGUUCCACUGAAGUUACCAACAUUCCGUCAGCUCCUCCUAACGUUCUGUGAUGCUGACCACCCAGAUCAGGUAGGGUUGAAAUUAAACAUCACAAAGGAGUUUAUUUAA
Messenger RNA from Coregonus sp. 'balchen', 29489 nucleotides. NCBI's taxonomy places the organism in Eukaryota, Metazoa, Chordata, Actinopteri, Salmoniformes, Salmonidae. The record is from the annotation of a GenBank genome assembly.